This is a messenger RNA of Aspergillus mulundensis, 2397 nucleotides long. RefSeq lists its product as uncharacterized. NCBI's taxonomy places the organism in Eukaryota, Fungi, Ascomycota, Eurotiomycetes, Eurotiales, Aspergillaceae. The record is from RefSeq and is a predicted model, not a curated record. The transcript has a single exon. Bases 1 to 2397 code for a protein of 798 amino acids.
AUGACGUCAACAUUAUCAGCGGAACAUCCGCAACAGUCGUUAAGUGAGAGCUGGGCUACACUGAGUGCUUCGGAUGUACACUCCGAGGAUGGAGCCCCCUCAGAGCAGACAGACGCUGGGUCUCUGAUUGACCCAAGCGGUCCAGAUGACGUGGCAAGCCUCGACGGACGGUACAGCAGUAGCGACGACAUAGAUGGGAACUCCGAGGACAGUCCUGAUAACGAAGAUUACGACUCCGAUGCUAAGAGUGACACCGCCGAGUCGCAGGGCCUGCGUCUUAUGUUUCCUCAAAUAGGAUGUUCUAUUGAAGACAGUAACCUCACUACUCAGACUGCAUUUCACCAAUCCACCGAAUCUAUCGAGUUCGUGGAGCCUGACAAAUGGCCUGAGGUUGAAAGGGUACAGCUGAAGCAUACUAUUCGGUUGAUCGAGGGCCCUGAGGUUGCUGAACUCGAAGAUAACUUUUCCACCCACCUGCAAGACUCGACGCUAAUGGCCACCGUCCAACAAACGAUAACGAAGAAAACCAUCAACACCGAUAGGCCAUUUCGUGUGCUAUAUGUUGGUAGCCCCGAGUUCCGCGGCAUCAUCCUCGACAAGCUUGGUGAUGUUCUAGUAUCGAGCACGUCUGGCGACUAUGAGAGCAGCUCGGCAGAAUCCUCAAGAUACCAUGUGGUUCCCACUUCGUUCGGCGCGGGCGCUGUUCCUAAUUUUGCGGAGCUUCUUCCAAUUCAUUACCAGCUAAUCGUGGACGAGUGCCUCGAAGCUACUUCCGAGUCUCACAUUGACAGGCCUAGGACAAUUAACUUGAAGUUCAAGAAUCGACCUGGAUGCAUGUCCCAUUGGACUGGAACCGAAUAUGGUAUAUUAUCAUCCACCGACUGGGCACUGCCCGAUAUGGCCAUGAUCUUUCUAUCCUCGCUCGACGAUCUAGCCGCUAUGGAAACCCAGAAGUUGGCGCGUAUGUUUAUGGAGAGACACGGGGUGCCGGCAAUGGUGGUCUCCGAGAAACCGCUUUGGAAAAUGCCUAGGGAAUCGAUUCCAGUCAAUCACCAUAGUCUUCACAUGUGCUUGGAAUCCCGCCAUUCAUCCACUGGGAAAACCACUGUCCUGAAGCGCUAUCCCAUCGACUUGAACACCUUCGAGAGCAUUGCACCGGGCCAGCUGAACAAGAAUUUGGCCUCAUUGACGAGCAUAUACCCCAGGAAAUAUUUGAGCUCUACCGCAGAGGCUCCCGGUAAUGUGCAGAAAGUAUCGCAGUUUGACUUCAAGAACUUCACUCGGAAGAUGCUGCCUCUGCCCUACUUGAGCAAUGAUACCGAGUUGGCAUUUGUGCUGCGUCUCGUCAUUCUCACCGUCUUAUCCACUGCAACCCUGGCGUUAGGGCAUUUAGCGGCGAAGGCCUUUGCAGUCUUGAUCUCAAGCUUCGUCACCCGGUCAGUAACCUCCAACCAGACAUCCCCCGUUCCUAGCGUUUAUACUACCAGUGUCCAUCCGACGGCGGAGUUGAAGCCAUCUUCUUUACCGGUGCUUUCUCCAAUUACCCGUGAAGUUCAAGUCUCAGGACACCAGCCCAAUGGCCUAUCUCAACUUCAGCAUUUGAUGGGCGGAACUCACAUCGAUUCGGUAAGGUCGUCCGAGGAUGAUGAAAUUCAGGUGGUCGGUGAUUGUCACCUCGUUAUAAAGCCACCAAGUAGACCGUCGGGUACCCGGAAAGCGCCCAAGUUCAACGUCCAUGUCAAUCGACGGGAUCAGCCACUUCAGUAUGAGCUCUCUAGACUGUUUGAAGGGGUAUAUUCGCUCAAGCUCGAUCGAGGCGAGGCGUACGGUUUGGUAAACGUUACCAUAAUCACCGAAUCCAGACCACCCGUCACCCAAGUUGUGUCGAUAGAUUUAGGAACGCCAUGGCUGAAGAUUGCAAACUGGAAACGUGCCGCACAUGCAAUUACAUCCGAGCUUGUUCGAGACGUUGGAACAGCACAAACAGGCUUAUCAGAAGUGUACGGCCGAAUCUCCACUGAACUCCAAGUUCUUGCUGGAGACGUGGUGAAGCGGACACAUCUUCUUCGAGAAAAGGCGAGCGUUCUCCGGCGAGACUCUCUUUCGGUAGUCAUCAAUACGGAUGCCGUGCUAUCAACGUCUAAACAACUUUCUGAAGUCUUCCAGCGGACUGCUGUGCAGCCCUUUUUCUCCGCCUCCCAGGUGCUACAAUGUCACACAAGAAAGGCGAGCAUCGAGGCUAGACAGAUGGUGAGCAGCACUUGGGGCAAAAUCUGCGCUGGCGCGCAACACCUGACCCCUGGGGCCAUGCGCGAACACUAUCACAACGCGCGGAAGUCGAAAACCUUGGACAAGGCUCAUAAGAGGGCAAGACGCUUGAUGAAAGGGACUUCAUAG